Miniopterus natalensis is the source of this 4798-nucleotide messenger RNA. The record is from RefSeq and is a predicted model, not a curated record. NCBI's taxonomy places the organism in Eukaryota, Metazoa, Chordata, Mammalia, Chiroptera, Miniopteridae.
UCAGCCUGACCUGUUUGAGGUCCAGUAAGGAGGCUGGUGUGGACCAGCAGAUGAAUUAAGAGGGAGAUGAUCUGGAAGGGCCCCGUGGUCACAGUGAGGCCUCUGGCUUUGACUCACAGAUGCCUGAGGGCCACUGUAGAGUUGUGUGGACUGAGGUUCUCAUGGAAUUGCUCUGGCUUUUGUGUUGAGAAUAGACUAGAGGGAUGAGGGUGGAAGCAGGAGACCUGUCAGGAGGCUGGUGAAAUAAUCACAUGGGAGUUGCAGCUUGGGUGAGGGUAGCAGUGAAGGAAGUGAUAAAUGGUCGGAUUCUGGUUUUAUUUUGAAAGUUGAACCAACAGGAUUUCCUGACAGUUGGUGGAUGGAAGAGAAAGAGGAGUCAAGGAUGACGCCAAGGUUCCUGGCCUAGGCAACGGGAAGGAUGGAGCUGUCAUCAGCUCUGGGUGGAGCAGAAUUCAGUGUUGUCACAUUGAGUUUGAGAUAUGCAAGUGGGACCUCUGUCAGAGUGAGGCGGAGUUCCAAGGGGGGGGGGUGGCUAGGCUGUGGGCUUAGAUGUUGUUAUGACCAUGUAGGUGGUGGAAGCCCGUGGGCCAGGCGGGGAGGCCAGGCCAGUGGCUACACUAGCUGGGGAGAUGGCCUUCCUGCAUUGGGCUCACUCAAGGACCACAUCUGGAGCCCCCGGCCUUAGGGCUUCCUGACUCAGUCCCCAAGCCAGUCUUUGCUUUGGCCCAGAACUUGCAGGAAAAAGGCCUAUCAGAGCCCCAACAAUUCACAGGCAGCUUUGAGUGUGUGUCUGGAAAAUCACGGAGUCACAGCAUCCACUUCAGAUAUAAAGAGCAGAGAACCAGAAUUGCUUGGAGAAAAAAAUCAAAUACAAAAAUAUCUGCUAAAGGCCAAUUGGGGAAGAGAAUGGCAGGAACAAGGGGAGAGAUAACGAGGACAGGGCAGAGAGAAAGACAGACAGGUGGGCAUUGGCUUCUUCGGCAGGGCCCACAUCCUGGCAGGGGCACAGACGGUCACUGGGAGGAGGUGGUAGGGGUGCUGACAUGUAGCCCUGUUGCCCAGAGGAAGAAACAGUCUCAGAAAGUCCCUUGGGGGUUUGGGGAACAGCCAGUAACCAAGGCAAGGGCCCCACUUCUUCCCAGGCACCAAAGUGAGCCAGCCACUGGCCAUUUGCCUUUUUCUUAAUUUCUGAGCCCGUUUGCCCAUCCAUGACACGGGUCAUGUGGGGCAGGGAUGGGCUGUGAGCACUCUGGCUGCCUGGUGGAGCUGGAGCCUGCAUCAGCGCCUGGCCCCUUCAUGCUCUUGUCUCUUCAUUCAUUUCUCCAUUUUCAGUGACUAAGCUAGCCCUUUGUAAGAGCAUGCGAUGUGCCAGGCUCUGCUGUAUUAACUCACUGAAUCCUCAUUGGGACUCUGUGAGGUGGGUGGCCCUGUUAUCCCAUUCUACAGAUGAGGAAAUUGAGGCAUGAAGAGGUUAAGUGACUUGCUCAAGGUCACACAGAGGUAAUUCUGAGAUCUAAACCCUUGGAAUGAUCAGAGACUCCAGGCUGUAGAGGUGGGUGCUGGAGCCAUAAGACCGGCUUCAGAUCCCAUGCUUUUCACGGCUGUUACACAGCAAGGUGCUUUGCUUUUCUGAGCCUUAGUCUCUAACCUAAGGUGGAGAUGAUAGUACCCACCUCUUAGGGCUCUGCGGGGCCCUCACCUGUGGAUGGCACCUGUGAUGCAUGCCGAUUGUUACCCUGCAGGCGCUUUGCCCUGUCCACCAAGAUUCCUGACACCAAAGGUUGCCUGCAGUGUCGUGUGGUGCGGAACCCCUACACAGGCAGCACCUUCCUGCUGGCUGCCCUGCCCACCAGUCUGCUCCUGCUGCAGUGGUAUGAGCCGCUACAGAAGUUCCUGCUGCUGAAGAACUUCUCCAGCCCCUUGCCCAGUCCAGCAGCGAUGCUGGAGCCACUGGUCCUGGAUGGAAAGGAGCUACCGCAGGUGUGUGUGGGGGCCGAGGGCCCUGAGGGGCCUGGCUGCCGUGUCCUGUUCCAUGUCCUGCCCCUGGAGGCCGGUCUGACACCUGAUGUACUCAUACCACCUGAGGGGCUCCCAGGCUCGGCCCAGCAGGUGAUCCAGGUGGACAGGGACACAGUUCUAGUCUGCUUUGACCGCUGCGUGAGGAUUGUCAACCUGCUGGGCGAGCCUACAGCCACACUGGCUCCUGUGCUGACCUUUGACUUCCCCAUUGAGACUGUGGUAUGUCUGCAGGACAGCGUGCUAGCCUUCUGGAGCCAUGGAAUGCAAGGCCGCAGCCUGGACACCAAUGAGGUGACCCAAGAGAUCACAGAUGAGACGAGAGUCUUCCGAGUGCUUGGGGCCCACAGAGACAUCAUCCUUGAAAGCAUUCCCACCGACAACCCUGGGGCUCACAGCAACCUCUACAUUCUCACGGGCCAUCAGAGCAGUUACUGAGCAGUCCAGGCCUAGCCAGUGGCACCCUCCCCCCAUGCCUUAGCUGCAGUCCAUUUUAGGCAAAGGGGCCCCUCCCAGAUCAGUGGAGCCCAGGCCCCAGCUCUGCUGGGCCAAAAAGCAGUAAUAAUCCUGAGAAGUUUUGGGUUGUGGAGGGGAGGAGAGCCCUUUCCACACCCCUGCAAUAACUGGACCAGAGGAAGCUGCUGUCACCUCCCCCUCCCCUUCCAGCAGCCCAGGCCCUAGUGCCCCGUGGCAGAGGCCCUGGGUAGGGUGGGGGCAGGCCUUGGGUGAUCCAUUCCAUUUUGUUCCACAUUUCCUUUCCAUUCUUCCUGCCAAAAGCCUGCCCCUGCACCCUGUCUGGGAACAUAUUUAAAAGAGAGAACUAUAUUGGUAUUAAAGCUGGUUUGAUUUUAUUCCACUGGUCCUUGUGGGUCAGGGGGGAGCUGAGCCCACUGCCUCAUUUUCCUUCUCCACCCCCUCCCUCCAGCACAUCUUUCUGUGGCACCAGUGCUGAGGAUGCACCAUGGAAGGGAAGGCCCCCAGUGUUGUGGUGGCUCCCUCAUGGGGGUGCCAAGCAUCAGUAAUGGGGAGGUCAGUGUUCCCAGAAGGCACCUCGGGACACUGUCUUUCUGGGUUCCCUUGCUCAGGAUGAGCCCUUAGCUUUGUAGUGUGGCCAAGGGGUCUUGUAUAUGGGAGUCCCUUCAAUAAAGGGACUCUCAUCUGGGGCAGCCCUGCCCCAUAUAGGAUCUUACCAGGCAGCCAGGGUCCAGGAGGGGCCAGCCAAGGACUGCUCCACCCAGCCCCAGGGAGGCCUCUGGAGAUAGCCUGCCAUGACCUGUAUUUCCUGCCCACUCCUGGGGCUGCCUCCCUGCCUCCCACCUGCUGCCUAGGUAUCAGUGUGCUAGGUCAGGCCAGACCUACUGAAUGCGGGCACCAUCAUCAGGCUAAACUCUAGUCAGAUUAGCCUGAGUCCAUUUAACAAGUAUUCCCCAAAGGGCUUCCUCAGUGCCAGGCCCUGGGCUCACAGAGGGGCCACUACCAAAAUGUGGACCAGCCUCAAGUGAGGGAAGCUGUUCUUGCUGGAGCCUGCACCUUGAGGGCACAUCCAUCCAUCCAAGGCUGCAUUGUCAUUUGCCCAGGUUUCCCAAUUAGAGGGCUCCCUACCCUAGAGAGCCUCCUAUUGCCCCAGGCACUGACCAGGCUGCUCUUGACCAGAGCCUUUGGGCAAGUGAGGCCAAGGACAUAAGAUGGCAACUGGCCUCGAAGGAGGGGUUUGGUGCAUAGGCAGGACCAGGACUGCAGGGGGUGGGGAGGCCCUGGGUCUGGGGAAGAGUUUGGCCCAACCAACUCCCUCUGAUAUUCAAGGCAAGUGUUAAGAAGAACUUCUCUACACCUGGUGGGCUGUUGAGAAAUAUUUGAUGAGUGAGUGGUGGGUAGAUGGCAGCUUAUGUGAAGAGCCUACAGCAGUCCAGUCCUUAGGGCUCCAGGCAAUCCAUGGGUGUCAUAUUGUCCCCUUGUCCACACUCUAGCAGAGCCCUAGGUGCUCUGACUUCUAGUGACUGGGUUUCUCAGCUGAAAUGGGGGUCAGACCAGAAGACGCAGCCCCUGUGCACUGGGCACUCUUGGCUGUGUCCUGAGACCCAAAGGAGAGUGAGAGGGACCUUCCAAGUUCUAAAGGUUUGUCUGCCCCUGCUUAGAGAGCAUUUGAUAGGCCAGAUGGUGGGGUGACAGGGAUAUGCUUCCUAACUUUCAAUUUUCUAGAUUUCUUGACGGAGGUAUAGGAUUAAACCAAGGAGUUCCAGCAGUGGGAGUCAAGCCUCAAAUCAGCAGAGGCCCCUGACCCCAAGUAUCCAGGGAGGACUGAUCUGCCCAAGCUGCAGACAGUUCCACCUUGUCGCAGGUUUCCCCAGCCCCAGGCUGCCACCCUUGUCUGAAAAGGGGGCUGAGGGUGGGGCUGUCAGAGUGUAAUGUGCCAAAGUGGGGGGACUGGGAAAAGCAAGGGCCUCUGGUAAAAUAUUUGCUGAUAGCAAAGGCUAGCCACAAGCCAAAGAAAGAUCAAGAAAUAUACACUGAAAGACUAAAAUUAUUUUAUUUAUGUAUUUUUAAUAGGUAGCCCUUGCUACUUACUUGUAUUUAAAAAAAAUACAAAAUAGAUACUAUAAAAAGUCUCCCACCCAGGCCCCACUUACUUAUGAACCCUUCUAGAAGUAUUUAAGCAGUCAGGUAUGCUUCAUUCUUCCUCCUUUUUAUACCACAGUAACAUUGCACACACUGCCCUUUAAAAUCUGUCCUGGUGCCCUGGCCAGUGUGGCUCAGUUGGUUGGGCAUUGUCCCGCACACAGAA